AGUAAUUUCAACAUAACCUAUUCUAUGGAUAUUUUUGACGUUUCUAGUUGACGUUUCAUUGACGUUGUCAAGUUUUAUAUAGAUAAAAAUCCCUGAAAAAACGAAUGUAAAUGUAAUCUUUAAAUUAUUCGUAUUAUCAUAAUCAAAUUUACCCCUACCGAUGAUUUUAACGUGGAAGAAUACGGCGCGAACUUAAAAAAAAAUCGUUCAGUUAUCGGUGAGCGUAGCUUCUAACCUCAAUUCGCUCAAAACCACUCAAACGUAUCAAUAUCGUUCCUUUUUCUAAGUUGUAAUUAGUUUUACCGGUGAUUUUUAACUUUAAAUGAAAUAGUGAUGAGUGAGUCUUAUUAAGUUAAGUUUAAAUUAUUAAAUUUCAAUUAAAAAGUUAAGUGUAAAAAAAAAAACAUGAAUAAAUACGUGGAUUUGUUAAAGUGGCCGUUACAGGCAUGUUUAUUGACUAUUCUUGCCAUUAACACAGUUUACGCGGAAAUUGAACCGAUGGAAGAAGAAAAUGCGGCUCCUCCUGGUCCGUCUCUUGAAACUGCCACAGGGACAAAUACUCCUGCUGAAAAUACCGGAUUCGUUCAUGGUUUUAUAGCAUCAAUAUCAGUUAUUUUAGUAUCCGAAAUUGGAGAUAAAACUUUCUUUAUAGCUGCUAUUAUGGCUAUGAGACAUCCUAGAUUAACUGUUUUUGCUGGAGCUAUUUUUGCACUUGCAUUAAUGACUUUUCUAUCAGCUCUCUUCGGUUGGUUAAUAAACGUCGUACCUCGAGCGUACACUUUUUACAUUUCAACCGCUUUAUUGGCAAUUUUCGGAUUAAAAAUGUUAAAGGAAGGUUACAAUAUGUCGUCGACGGAGGGGCAAGAAGAGAUGGAAGAGGUUCAACUGGAUUUGCGCAAAAAAGAGGAAGAGUAUGAAAAAGAAAAUUUGGAUCCUGAAGCCGGGGGCGCUAAUAAGCGAACCGCAAAGCAGAGUAUUCUUAGUGCUGUUUCAAGAGUUUUCCUUCAGGCCUUUACGUUGACUUUUUUGGCUGAAUGGGGCGAUCGGUCCCAAUUAACUACCAUUGUGUUAGGAGCAAGAGAAGAUGUUUAUGGAGUAAUUAUCGGUGGUAUCGCGGGUCAUUCGGUGUGUACAGGGGCUGCAGUUUUAGGUGGGCGAAUGAUAGCUCAAAGGAUAUCAGUAAGAACAGUAACAAUAAUUGGUGGAAUUGUGUUUCUAAUAUUUGCAUUUUCAUCGUUGUUCUUCGACCCGGAAGCCGUGUAACUAAAGAAAAUUCGACUCGAUCCCCAUUUUGAUAACGAUUAGAGAUUUGCGAAUAAGAAAUUAGAGAUUAAUUAAAAUUUAAGCAUUAAAUGUCCGAAUAACGUAAACUAAACAACCAUCGUUUUGAGCAAUUUGUAUUGUGUAAGCUAAUGAGUGUCAUUUUUUCGUUUAUAAAGCUUUUUAUAUCAACUUUAAGUAGUUCAUUUACCGUACUUAAGCUAAAAAAUAAAUAAAUUCCUUAAACGAACAAUAAAAGCUCCAUACUUUUUUUUUCUAAUGUAGUCAGAUUUCAAAUUGUAUUUUUCUACAACUUUUUUUUUUGUUUAUAGACCGCUUUGUAUUAUAGUGCCGAUGUACAACUGUGAUACAUUUAAUAAAUCUUUAUUUUAGAAAUGUAUAA
Messenger RNA from Onthophagus taurus, 1663 nucleotides. RefSeq names its product putative divalent cation/proton antiporter TMEM165. NCBI's taxonomy places the organism in Eukaryota, Metazoa, Arthropoda, Insecta, Coleoptera, Scarabaeidae. Gene Ontology annotation, cellular component: Golgi apparatus. The record is from RefSeq and is a predicted model, not a curated record. Gene Ontology annotation, biological process: manganese ion transmembrane transport; Golgi calcium ion transport; calcium ion transmembrane transport. Gene Ontology annotation, molecular function: manganese ion transmembrane transporter activity; calcium ion transmembrane transporter activity.